AUGGAAGAACUACUGUUUUAUAAAAACCUAGAAACAAUUAAUUUAAUGAAUUUUCAAUUGAAACAGCUUUGUCUUGGGACAGGUUUAUGGACAAGCCCCAGCUUCCGAAACUGUAUUGAGAAACCGAACACUGCAGUGAAAGUGGCUAUCUGCAUAGUUAAUAAAAUUAAGUCAAGUGCUGUGAAUAUAAGUCAGUGGCUUUCGAAGGGCAAUAUGCUUAGCAGGCAGUCUGAAUUGAAAUCAGAUCAGGAACUAUUUCUUUUAAGCCAAGGGAAAACUGAGGUUUAUCAUUUAUUGUCUGAUGACAGCUUUAUAUUUUCCCUAGCUUACCUUGCAGACUUCUUUGUAACACUGAAUAAUCUGAGUCCGAAACUACAAGCUACAAUAAUGGAUGGCAAUAAUACUGUAAUGGCCUGGUUGGAAAAGACACAACUAUUAAAGAGUCAUGGGCAAUGGUGUGAUGUCAGUGAAUGGAUAGUCGUCAGCAGUGAGCACGAAGAACUGCUCCAAAAAGAUUUCGAGCGUUAUUUUCUUCAAUUGUCUUUGGAAGGAUGUCAGCAAGAUCACUCUUCACAACUGAUAUGCAUGUACUUCCUGAUAAAAUUCAGAGUGGCAGAUGAAGCCUUACAGGCCCUCAUCCGGUUCUCUUCUCCUUACCUAUGUGAGAAUGGAUUCUUGACACUAGCCAUCCUGAAAAUAAACCACCACAGUCUCCUCAAAAUGGAGACUGAUCUUAGACAUGCUACGUCUGCUGCUCUCUACUGUGAUCCACACCUGGAUAAGGUUCUUCCCCUCCUAUUUCAAGUAAAAACUCAAAUUUAUUUGCUACUGUAA
Messenger RNA from Schistocerca americana (American grasshopper), 834 nucleotides. RefSeq lists its product as uncharacterized. The transcript has 6 exons. Bases 1 to 834 code for a protein of 277 amino acids. Lineage: Eukaryota; Metazoa; Arthropoda; Insecta; Orthoptera; Acrididae. The record is from RefSeq and is a predicted model, not a curated record.